Molecule: messenger RNA, 3120 nt
Organism: Syngnathus acus (greater pipefish)
Lineage: Eukaryota; Metazoa; Chordata; Actinopteri; Syngnathiformes; Syngnathidae
Product: replication protein A 70 kDa DNA-binding subunit-like
Exons: 16
Coding region: 87-2381 (764 amino acids)
Biological process (GO): DNA replication; DNA recombination; DNA repair
Cellular component (GO): nucleus
Molecular function (GO): DNA binding
Source: RefSeq, a predicted model, not a curated record
CCCCGCCUCCAAAUCGCCUUCUGAAGGCUGCAAGUUUUGAUGAGCGAGUAUCCUUCUUGAAUGUUUGCGAAGAUUGUUGUGAAAACAUGAGCGUCAAACUCACGCAAGGGGCUAUUGAGGCCCUGUUCAAUGAGUCAGUGGUGCAAAGUCCAAUUCUGCAGGUUAUAAACAUCCGUGAGUACCCGGCAGGCAAACAAGGCCUCAACAGGUACCGCCUGAACCUGAGCGACGGCGAGCGCAGUUUGUCCUGCUUCCUCCUGGCGACGCACUUGAACCACCUGAGGGAAUCCCAGCUCCUGGAGCCAAACUGCGUGUGCGUGCUCAAGAAGACCAUCUUCUCCCAAUUGUCCAGCCGUCAUGUCGUGGUGGUGUUGGACAUGGACGUGUUGCAGACCGCCGCCGAGACGGGAGGGAGGAUCGGCAAUCCCACACAGUUAACCGAUCAAACCCCGGACCAGCAGCAGGCGGAGCCGAGCACUUCUAGGUCUGAUGAAAUUCCCGGACCGUCUGGAUGCGGCCCCAGCGGUGGUGGAAACUAUGACAUGAAGACUUCCCCCAGGAAGGCGCCUGCCCCCAGGAUGGCGUCCCCUAUGCAGGCCUCACCCAUGAAGGUGCCUCAGAUGGCGUCCCCCUUGCAAGCCUCCCCUAUGAAGGCGCACGGGAUGGCGUCCCCCAGGAUGGCGUCCCCCAUGAAAACGCCUGGGAUGGCAUCCCCCAUGCAGGCCUCCCCUAUGAAGGCGCCUGGGAUGGCGUCCCCCAGGAUGCCGUCCCCCAUGAAAGCGCCUGGGAUGGCGUCCCCCAUGCAGGCCUCCCCAAUGAAGGCGCCUGGGAUGGCGUCCCCCAGGAUGCCGUCCCCCAUGAAAGCACCUGGGAUGGCGUCCCCCAUGCAGGCCUCCCCAAUGAAGGCGCCUGGGAUGGCGUCCCCCAUGCAGGCCUCCCCCAUGAAGGCGCACGGGAUGGCAUCUCCCAGGAUGGCCUCCCUCAUGACUCCUUCGCCAAUGAAGUGGUCUGGGAUGGCUUCCCCCUCGUCCAGUCCCUCCCAGAGUCCAACCAGAAUGACCCCAAUAUACCAACUCAACCCGUACCUAAGCAAUUGGACCAUCAGAGCCCGAGUGAUCAACAAGACGGAUAUCCGAAACUGGAGCAACUCCAGAAGGGAGGGCAAGGUCUUCAACUUAGAGGUUGUGGACGAGACUGGAGAAAUCAAGAUUACGGCCUUCAACGAAGAAGUGGACAAGUUUUUCUCGCUGGUGGAGCAAGACAAGGUCUACCUGAUCUCCAAAGGCACGGUGAAGUUGGCCAACAAGCAGUUCACCUCGCUGAAAAACGACUACGAGAUUACGCUGAGCGCCAGCUCGCGCAUCGUGCCCUGCGACGACGACCGCGGCGUGCCCAACCUGCUCUGCCGAUUCGUGCCCAUCUCGCAGUUGGAGGACAAAGAUCCCGACGCCGUCGUCGACGUGAUCGGUGUGUGCGAGGAGGCCGAGGACGUCUCCCUGAUCACCACCAAGGCCGGCAAGCCGCUCAGCAAGAGGGCGCUAAUGUUAACCGACUCCAGCGGCAAGAUGGUGACGCUCACGCUGUGGGGGGACGAGGCUCAGAAGUUUAACGCUUCCUGUCACCCGGUGGUGGCCGUCAGAGGGGCUCGCGUGUCGACCUUCGGCGGCCGCUCGUUGACGGCGCUCUUAAACUCCACGCUGAUUGUCAACCCCGACAUCCCCGAGGCCUUUGCCUUGAGAGACUGGUACAACCAAGUUGGCUACGCCCUCUGCAGUCAGUCCUUGACGGAGGUGUACUCCGCGAGCGGCGAUUUCAGAACCAACUGGAAGACGCUGAGGGACGUCAAGACGGAGCAGCUGGGGCACGGUGAAAAGGCGGAUUACUUCAACUGCGUGGCGACGGUGGUGUUUUGCCGCAAGGAGAACUGCCUGUACCGGGCCUGCCCGGACGGCUCCUGCUACAAGAAAGUUCACGAGCAGGACGACGGACGCUACCGCUGCGAUAAAUGCGGCAAGGACUACCCCAACUUCAACUACCGUUUUAUGCUCUCUGUGAACCUGGCCGACUUCGGGGACAACAUGUGGGCCACGUGCUUCCAGGAGACGGCCGAGACCUUGCUGGGGAUCAGCGCCGAGCAAUUGGGACAUCUGAAGGACACGGAUGAGAACGCGUUUGACAACGUUUUCGACAAAAUCUACUUCAGCACGCACGUCUUCAGGAACAGAGUCAAGUUGGAGAAUUUCAAUGACGAGUGCCGCGUGAAGGUGACGGUGAUGGACGUCCUCCCCGCCGACCAGCGGCAGCACAGCCGUAGGCUACUGAGCGCCAUCCGCGAGCUGGCAAGUCGCGCUCCAGCCCCGCUAAUUGACAUCGACGCCUAGCCGCCAGCACGGUUUUCUUUUUUCCUGAUUCUUCUUUUGAAAAAUGCGUCAACUUUCUUUGCUGAGCUGUCGACGCAGACGCUCGUUGCGCGUGUGAGAGAACCGCUCUGCACCGUUUCCUCGCAGACCCCUUUUUGUGGAAGUGAAACCCCGAAGUUUUGUGCAGUUUUUUCUUUGCAAUGGGCAGCUCCUAUCUGACAGGAAACUUCACGACGGCCCGACUUGAACUUGCCAGCAACAUAACCAGCGGCUGAAAAAGUGCUUCGCAAACUCUUUUCUUUCAAAUGUGCACUUUUGCUUGCUGGACUCGACCUUAGAAAAACAUGAGCCUGCGUGUGUGCGCGCUGAGUACGCACUAAAGUAGUACACGAGUAGUACUUGUAAAGUCGCCAGUCCAUCUGUCCCGCAGACCUGGAACCGGUCUUGGGGACUUACUCUUGGCUCGUGUCUGAAGUGUUUGAAAAAUGUCCGCGGACAUGUCCAGAUGGAAAAGCAGCAGCUAAGUUCCUCUGGCAACGCCGACUUCCCUGCACCUGGAAAAGUCAUCACGGUGCCAGGAUGUUUCCUGGAGUUUGGCUAAAACGCGUGCGCACACACUAAAAUCAUAAAAAGAAUCAAUGCUCCAUGUGUAAACUAUUUUGGGUUACUGUACUUCAGCAAACUUUUCAUCUCUGUGCGCUUUGUCGGCAAUCUUAGGCCACAAAAUAAAAGUGAUGGUUGAGUUGGAGGAAAAAUCUUA